Molecule: messenger RNA, 1273 nt
Organism: Penaeus indicus
Lineage: Eukaryota; Metazoa; Arthropoda; Malacostraca; Decapoda; Penaeidae
Product: ovostatin-like
Exons: 6
Coding region: 398-1273 (291 amino acids)
Molecular function (GO): protein binding
Source: RefSeq, a predicted model, not a curated record
ACAUUCUUAUAUACAUAUGUGAAUAAAUAUAUAGAUAUGUAUUAGCCAGAAUUAAUUUAUUACAUAUAAAAAAAAAUAUAUAUAUAUCGAAUAUUCUAACUUAAACUGAUCAUCUGUAAUAAGAAUUUCCACCCUUCUUUUAAAAGCAACUGAUGUCGAAGGGGGUUUUGCUGACAUCGGUGGGGGAGGAAGUGCUGGUGCGGAGGAUGCACCUUCUUCGGUCAUCUGCCCGGCAGUGGUGUGUUCCAUACCAGAGGAAGUUGGUUGUACUGAAGUGCCUGGUGUCUGCUGUUCUCAGUGGAUCUGUGGUGAUGGGCCAAGAGAAUGCACUCUCGAAACGGGCGAAGUCUAUCAGAUCGGCGAGACGUGGACCAACGACUGCGAGACAUGCAACUGUAUGUAUACCAGUGAAGGAGCCGACAUCAGGUGCUACAAACGCUACUGCAUUCCGGCGCCACACAAGGCAUGCGUAGAAGUGUUUACGGAAGGGGAAUGCUGCCCGGAUUACCAUUGUAGCAGCACGACCUGCCAGUACGAGAACCGCUACUACGGCGUCGGAGAAUCGUGGCAGACGGUCGACAACUGCCAGACGUGUUCCUGCAGCGAAGGCGACCCGAUUCCCGAGAUAAAGUGCGAUGAACCCGAGGUUUGCAGGCCGGCGCCCAACCCCGCGUGCAGGCCGAUCGUCUCCGUCAAAGAGUGCUGUCCGGUGGCUUGGGAUUGCACAGAUGCCUACCUGAUCACGGUGCCCAAGGUGUUCGUGCGGGGAGGCCAGUCGACGGUGUGUGUGUUCCUCGAGGACGACCUACCUAUCUCGGUUAACCUUACCGUUGCAAUGACGAUCGGGCUGGAUGAAAUUCAUGCCACAGUUCUUGAUACAGUGUCGGACAGCCAUGUGUGUGUGGACUUCCACGUGCCCGACGGCGGCGACGCUUCUGGCUACCUGUCCAUCAUGGGAACCGUCGGCGCCGUCCACGUGUCUAAAGAGCUGAGGAUCCACCUCCUCUCCGUCAGUAAGACUUUCGUGCAGACGGACAAGUAUCUGUACGAGACAGGGCAGUCGGUGCAGUUCCGCGUGCUGAGUGUCAAGGGCGAGAGGGCUGCCAUCUCCUACGAGGCCCUGGACGAGGUGUGGAUAACCUCGCCCAUGGAGACGCGGCUGAUACAGUGGCUCAACGUCAGUAACGACCGCGGCCUCGUGCAGCUCGAGUUCCCGUUGGCCGAGCACGUGCAGGAGGUCAGUCUUUCGGGUCGCGUGGUUCAGGUGGUUUAG